UUUACGCACCGCACGCACCGACCCGAAGAGCUUCUCGUCCAUUCAGCUGAGACAAUCACACCCCGGCGGCAUGGCAGACCUGAUGGCAAACGAGGCGUUCUCCUGUUUCGUUUUCUACGGCGUGCUUCUGGUGUUAAAAAUGUACACUGUGGCGAUAAUAACGGGACAAGUGAGGCUGCGCAAAAAGGCCUUUGCCAACCCCGAGGACGCGCUGAGACACGGAGGUCUGCAGUUCCACAGAGAGGACCCGUACGUGGAGAGAUGCCGCAGGGCUCAUGUCAACGACAUGGAGAACAUCCUCCCAUUCCUCUUUCUGGGCGCCAUCUACUCCAUGACGGGGCCGUGCCUGGUCGCGGCCCGCGUCCACUUCCUGGCCUUCGCCGCGGCCCGCUGUCUGCACACCGUCGCCUACCUGUUGGGCCUGAGGGCGCCGACCCGCUCGCUGGCCUACGUCGUGGCGCAGAUCCCGUGCGUCUCCAUGGCCCUGCAGAUCCUGGUGGCGGUCGCGGCGUACGCCUGAAGACCCAGAAAAGGGAGAGACCGAACUGGACGAGCUGUUCUGGCUGGAAAGAUCUUUUUUUUAAAUUUUUUUUUUUUUUUUUUAAUAUUUAUAGAGGAUCCCGGAGAGGCCUCCUGUGGGGGGAGAACACAAAAAGACAAGACUGUCCAGUGAGAGUGCAAUAUGAGGUGUGUGUGUGUGACUACACCACGGAUGGGUUUUAGGAGGAUUUUUGUCAGUAUUUUUAUUGUUCUAUUUACAAUGGUGAAAUGUUAAAAGUUGACAUCCUGUACUGUUCUAUUUAAAAUGACAAAUGAAGGUCGUCGCCCCAACUCCAUUUUUGCGUUUGACCCGGUUCUGUUGAUAUGAAACGGAUGGAACCGGACAGACAAAGAGUUGUAGACGUUGUAAACACCCCCUCCCCCCCUCCCCCACUCCACCAUACGUUUUGGGGAAACUGUCUGUCUAGUUACUACAUUUUAAGGAAGGAAAAAGGAAUCCUAUGACCGUUUGACCCGGAAAUAAAUGUGGCAACAACCCGCAGAAAACAAAAAGUGGUGAAAGAAUUGUUACCUGUGAAAAUGUAUUUUGAGGCUUUAAGGUAUUGUAGUAAUUUAUUAAUCAUUGUAAUGUAUUUAGAGAGGUUUUGUAAUUCCAACAUGCAUUUUUUUUUUAGCUAAUAAAACAAUUGAUGCAUGAACCAGAGUUUACUUUUAGCGGACUCUGCGUUCCUGUCUGAGGGAACCGUGGCCCACUUUGUGUGUGUUUUCACGCGGACGUGAGAGGAUCCAGCAUUCCUCCAUCUAUUACGUAAGAUCUUUGGCUCUGUGCUGCGUUCGCUGUCGUGUUGUGAGAGGCCAGGAGGGAUAUAGGCAAUAGUUU
This is a messenger RNA of Pungitius pungitius (ninespine stickleback), 1381 nucleotides long. It is a transcript of the gene ptges, whose product is annotated as prostaglandin E synthase. Gene Ontology annotation, molecular function: prostaglandin-E synthase activity. The record is from RefSeq and is a predicted model, not a curated record. The transcript is spliced from 3 exons. Bases 71 to 520 code for a protein of 149 amino acids. Gene Ontology annotation, cellular component: membrane. NCBI's taxonomy places the organism in Eukaryota, Metazoa, Chordata, Actinopteri, Perciformes, Gasterosteidae. Gene Ontology annotation, biological process: prostaglandin biosynthetic process.